AUGAACUACUUUACACAAAACUACAAUGCUAUUGGUUGUAUUCCAAUCGGCACAGCACCCGAGAAGAAAAUACCAAUGUACAUUCAGAUGUUGGUGCCUAGCAACGACUCGGACGAUGAUGACAGAGUUAUCAUGGGUGAGCCUGCACUCUACACGAGAUCUCACUACGAGGCAAUAAUGAACAACUUCUCCACCAGAGACAUGGAGUGGUUCGCUGCCUUCUGUGGUCUAGGCGACAUUGCCGCCGAAGCAAAGUACCUAAAGUCUGUGGCAAAACAGAUGCUUGACAAUCCAGUCUCUAUUGAAUCUCUUUGCAAGUGGACCUUCAAGCCACCUUUUAUCAACGCGAAAUCAGGUUAUGAUGCAGGACACAAGCCAGGUACUCCACAGGACUCCAAAUGGUACAUUGCUAUGUUUGUUCAGGGUCCAAUGAAGCUGAUGGCUAUGAUGACUUGGGCUUCACAACCACUGUGCAAUUACAUUAUUGCGUCAAAGUACUUUGCCAACUUGGUGAUUCGAUUGGUUGACUUGGCAGGCAGAGUAAAGCCACCUUACAAAGACCUACAGAGAAUGGCGGUUCAAUCGCUGGCCGGCCUCUGCAAGGCCAGCCCGAAAAAGACAGUGGACGAGCUCAACAAGAGAACAUCACUGGUUAAGAUCCUCGAGGGACUCAAGACUGAGCAUUCCAACGUCGUACUCGCAGCGUUGAAGGGAAAGACUGCUGAACCUGCUCCAGUGGCUGCUGCUGCCCCAGCCGCCGCUGCGACUCCCGCUGCUGCUCCCACCUCAACCUCAACCACAACAUCAACUACAUCAACUACAUCAACUGCAGCAACUCCAGUGAUCACACCGGAAAUGUCAAAUGAGGAACGAAUCAAUAUUAGAUCAAACAUUUGUGCCAACUGUGGAGGCGAGGGUACCAACUACUGUGCCAGAUGUCUGGUCAGCCCCUAUUGCAGCAAGGAUUGUCAGAUCGCACAUUGGAGCAUUCACAGUCCAUUGUGUGUAGCGUUACCACCCAGUUAA
Molecule: messenger RNA, 1026 nt
Organism: Acytostelium subglobosum LB1
Lineage: Eukaryota; Evosea; Eumycetozoa; Acytosteliales; Acytosteliaceae
Exons: 3
Coding region: 1-1026 (341 amino acids)
Source: RefSeq, a predicted model, not a curated record